Messenger RNA from Spizellomyces punctatus DAOM BR117, 849 nucleotides. RefSeq lists its product as uncharacterized. The record is from RefSeq and is a predicted model, not a curated record. The transcript is spliced from 2 exons. Lineage: Eukaryota; Fungi; Chytridiomycota; Chytridiomycetes; Spizellomycetales; Spizellomycetaceae. Bases 103 to 624 code for a protein of 173 amino acids.
CGUCAGCCGAGCAUGACGCGCAUUUGCUCUUCGAGUCUGCGCAUAUAAUUCCUUUCCUAACACAACUGUUCUCUACCAUCCUACCUUGUAAAAAAGAACCCAAUGCCACGCAUCAUUCCAGCAGCAAUUGAUAUUCUACUCGUUGCCACAUUAUUGGCAGGCCUACGACGAUCUGGGGAUUUUGAAUUUGCUACAGAACAUAUUGGCUCCCCAGCACUCCGGUGGUUAGCCAUGCAAUUCCUUUUUCUGGGCGAACGUGUCCUAGAUAUUCUCCUAGUCCUGACGAGAAGAUAUCCAACGUAUUUCCGUCCUCGUAUCGCAACGCAUCAUCCCCUACCACUUCCACAUGAUUUGACAGCAUAUCCAGCGCAUGUCGCGCAAUCCUAUGAUCUCCCACUACCCCCGCACCCUAUGUAUAUGCAGCAGGCUCAGGCACGAAUCGCAGCAGCCGUGGUACGUAGGAGACAGAGUGUGCAAACUUGGGCUGCUGGUGGUUAUCACGGCGUAAAGGGACAAAUCGGACAGAUGGUGCCUGUGGGACCUAUGGGGGCGGGAAUAAAUGGGCACGGGGCUGUACCUGGAAUGCCCGCAGGAAACGUGCAAAGGAAGGCGGCAGAACGAUGACGGGAGGCUUGGCUGUAGUUUGGGUAUUUUUUGGGGGGUAGAUGUUUUCAGUUUUUCUUUGUUUGCGGAAUCGCAUCCGCUACUUGAUUAAAGAUGUGUUUACGAUUCAUGUACAAUAAUCUGAUUAUAAAAUUCUGCAUGGCGGUGGGCGGACGAGCGUAGAUUUCAACAGUUCGAUGGCCCAUUGCAUGCAAUCAAUAUUCUUUCCCACUCUUUGCUUUCCGG